AAAAAUUUAAGUGAAAAAAAUUAAAAUUCUUAUCGCUUUCAUAUAUACUCUCCCAGUGACUAUGCCGUUUAAGUUGAUUAACAUAACACGUAGCAUCGUACCGUGUGACAUAUUGAAGAAUUCACAAAAUCUGUGUACUUUACCGCGUAAAAAUCGCCUUUUAAAUCAUACUGCCGGUUGUGCAACAAUUGUCCGAUCAUUUUCAAAUUCCCCAAUUACCAACAACAUGAGAUUCAUCCAGUUCCAACGCAACGAAAACGGCAAGUCCGGUUUGGGUGUACUGUCGGCAGAUGCUUCAAAAUUUGUUGAUCUGUCCGCCGCAUAUGCAACCAAUAUGAUUGAAUUCAUCCGAUCAAAUGUCCCGCUAUCAGACAUCGAGAAACGGGUCGAAUCGUCGAAAUGGGAAGAGAUCGGCGGUGUUAAACUGUUGGCACCGGUUAGUAAUCCGGAAAAGAUUGUGUGCAUCGGGCUCAAUUACUUGGGUCAUUGCUUGGAGCAGAACAAGGAACCGCCAUCGGAACCGAUGUUUUUCAGUAAAUUUGCGAGUACCAUCACCGGACCAACCGGUGAUGUUGUUCAUCAUGACAUAACAACACAACUGGAUUGGGAAGUUGAACUCGCCGUCAUAAUAGGAAAAGAAGCACGCCAUGUCGCCGCGUCUUCUGCACUGGAACACGUUUUCGGCUACUCAGUCGCCCAAGACAUAUCGGCUAGAGACUGGCAGAAGUCGAGGAAUGGCGGUCAGUUCUUAAUCGGAAAGUCGAUGGAUACAUUCUGUCCGCUGGGACCGUCAAUUGUACAUAAAAGUCUGGUGCCAGAUCCACAUAAUUUACGUCUUACAUGCAACAUAAACGGCGUCUCGAAACAAUUGGGCAACACGAGCGAGUUAAUCUUUCGCAUCGACGAGAUCAUUCAUCGGUUGUCGCAAUCAAUCACAUUGAAACCGGGCGAUGUUAUUCUGACUGGAACUCCAUCAGGCGUCGGAAUGCAUCGUUCCCCGCCAGAAUACUUGAAGCCGGGGGAUGUUAUUGAAAGUGAAAUCCAAAGUAUUGGAAAAAUUGUUAAUAAAGUCGUUAAAGACACUCCGUAGAUUUCAUGUUUGUAG
Messenger RNA from Bradysia coprophila, 1105 nucleotides. Its product is annotated as oxaloacetate tautomerase FAHD2A, mitochondrial. NCBI's taxonomy places the organism in Eukaryota, Metazoa, Arthropoda, Insecta, Diptera, Sciaridae. Gene Ontology annotation, molecular function: catalytic activity. The record is from RefSeq and is a predicted model, not a curated record.